Pieris rapae (cabbage white) is the source of this 2211-nucleotide messenger RNA. RefSeq lists its product as uncharacterized. The transcript has a single exon. NCBI's taxonomy places the organism in Eukaryota, Metazoa, Arthropoda, Insecta, Lepidoptera, Pieridae. Bases 337 to 1284 code for a protein of 315 amino acids. The record is from RefSeq and is a predicted model, not a curated record. Gene Ontology annotation, molecular function: nucleic acid binding; zinc ion binding.
UAAAAGCCUCCGCCAUUUCUGUUAAACUGAACGCAUCCACUUAAUAUUAUGUAGUCUGUAUCAGUCAAUGUAAUCUGUAUCUGUCAAUGUAGUCUGUUAUAAUAAAUAUAUCGCCCCUGUCUGUUCCAAGAUAUUGAGCGGUUCGCACCAUUGUCUAACUCAGCUGUUUUAUUUAUUUCUCUUUACUAAAUUCCUACUCUAAAAUAGUUUGUAACAGGUUAUGGGCCCAGACGCCCGGAUAGAAAUAGGGAAGUAGGAUUUAUAAAGUGAUAGGCAUCACGUUGAUGCAAAUUGAUUUCGUGAUACGUCGCGACGUCAUUAACUUUUCAGCUUACAAUGGCGGACCCCCGUUUUGCUCAAAUUGAUCGUUUGGCGGGCCGUGAUAAUUAUCCUACAUGGAGUUUCGCGGUGAAAACCUUUUUAGAGCAAGAAGAUUUGUGGAAAUGUGUCGAGACAUCGGGCAUGGCUUUUACGAAGACCGAAGAUACGAAGGCAAGGUCAAAAAUAGUCCUUCUAGUUGACCCUAUGAACUAUGUUCAUAUCCAGGAUGCCACCACGGCUAAGGAGGUAUGGGAUAACCUGAGAAAGGCUUUUGAUGACUCCGGCUUGUUGAGGAAGGUAGGUCUUCUGCGAGAACUAAUUACAACAGAUCUGGAAAGUUGUGGUAGUGUUGAGAACUAUGUCAACAAAAUCAUCACAUGUGCACACAAGCUUCGUAAUAUAAAAUUCAUUGUAGAUGAUGAGUGGCUCGGCACAUUAUUAUUAGCCGGGUUACCAGAGUCAUAUAGUCCUAUGAUUAUGGCUAUGGAAAGCUCAGGUGUGUCCAUCACUGCUGAUUUAGUUAAAACAAAGAUUUUACAGGAUGUAAAGUCUCCGGACAACUCAUCUGUUUUUUUUUCAAAUUUCUACAAAGGCAAGGCAAAGAAUAGUAAAUGUUCAGGUUCUAAAGCAAAUAGUAAAGGUCCCAGGUGCUUUAGGUGCAAUAGGCAUGGUCAUUUAGCCAAAUUUUGUGCCUCAAACAGCUCAAAUCAAAAGAAUAAGUCUGAAACUAUUAAUACUUCUUCUAGCUAUGUUGCAGCGUUUCCAGCCUCACCAGGCCUAGAGAGUGGAUGCUGGUACAUUGAUUCAGGAGCUGCAAUGCACAUGACAAACAAGAGAGAUUGGCUUUAUGACUACGGACCUGCUUUAGUAACAAACAUUAAAGUUGCAGACAACAAAAUAUUAACAGUAAAAGGCUGUGGUAAAGUAAAUAUAGAAACAUAUAAAAGUAAAAAUGAAGAAUAAUUUCAAAAUGAAUGAGCUUGGAAUUGCUUAUUGUUAUAUUGGACUUUGUAUUUCAUACAGUUCAGAAGGAAUAGCCAUUGAUCAAACUAGGUACAUAGAAAAUACAUUAAGACGUUUUGGUAUGGAACAAUGUAACUCAGUAGGAACUCCAAUGGAACCGAAUAUAAAGUUUUCAAGUUCUGAAAAAUUUGAAAGUAUACCUUACCAGGAAGCCACUGGCUGCUUAUUAUACAUCUCACAAGGAACAAGGCCAGAUAUAUGCUAUGCAGUGCAUACAUUAUGUCGAUAUAAUAGUUCUCAUACAGAAGAGCAUUGGAAUGCUGUUAAGAGGUUAUUUCGAUACUUACAAGGUACAAAGUAUCUACAGCUUGUAUACAAAAGUAAUGUUGAUGAAGAAAUCACUGGAUACUCAGACUCUGAUUGGGCUUCCUGUACUGAAUUCAAAAAGGCAGCAAACUGUUGCCUUGUCUACUACUGAGGCAGAGUAUAUGGCGCUCUCAGCUGCUACUCAAGAAGCUAUGUGGCUGAGACAGUUGCACUGUGAACUGUGGCCUUCUUUACUGUGAUAAUCAAAGUGCUAUUAAACUUACAGGUACUUACAGUUAUCAUGCUAGGAGUAAACACAUUGAUGUUCGUCACCACUAUCUGAGGAACAAAGUUGAAUGUGGUGAUGUCAAGAUUGAAUAUGUGGGCACUGAUUCGAUGGUUGCUGACUGCCUCACCAAAGCCCUACCGAAGCCCAAACACCAGCACUUCCUCAUCGCUAUGGGUUUGCGUUCAAGGGAGGAUGUUAAACUGAACGCAUCCACUUAAUAUUAUGUAGUCUGUAUCAGUCAAUGUAAUCUGUAUCUGUCAAUGUAGUCUGUUAUAAUAAAUAUAUCGCCCCUGUCUGUUCCAAGAUAUUGAGCGGUUCGCACCAUUGUCUAA